Molecule: messenger RNA, 818 nt
Organism: Aspergillus versicolor CBS 583.65
Lineage: Eukaryota; Fungi; Ascomycota; Eurotiomycetes; Eurotiales; Aspergillaceae
Gene: fmn1
Product: riboflavin kinase
Exons: 3
Coding region: 37-672 (211 amino acids)
Biological process (GO): FMN biosynthetic process; riboflavin biosynthetic process
Cellular component (GO): mitochondrion
Molecular function (GO): riboflavin kinase activity
Source: RefSeq, a predicted model, not a curated record
AAAAAGAAAAAAAAAAAAAAAAGAAAAGAAACAGAAAUGCCGUCCUCGAGUCCCCGCCCCCCGGUUUCAGGCCCAGACUCAGGCCCCGAAAACCCAUUCCCCAUCCGCCUCUCCGGGCCUGUGAUCCAGGGUUUCGGAAGAGGGAGUAAAGAGCUAGGCAUCCCGACAGCGAACAUCCCCGUUGACGGGUUAGAGGAAGCCCUCCCGAAAGAACUGGGGGUAGGCGUUUACUAUGGCGUUGUUGCGCUGGACCCUGCUACAGACCCUUCAUCCGGGGACACGCAAGGAGGAAAAGAAGCAAAACCGCCGAUCCUCCCUGCCGUUCUGAGCAUCGGCUAUAAUCCCUACUACAAGAACACGACGCGGUCAAUUGAAAUCCACAUUCUCCCAUCCCUCACGUCCCCUUCACCAACUGCGCCCGAAGAACAAAAAGUCCGCUUCCACAAGCUCCCUGACUUCUACGGCACGAAGCUCAAUCUGCUGAUGCUGGGGUAUAUCCGGCCCGAAUACGACUACGUCUCCGCGGAAGCUCUCAUUGAGGAUAUCCGGGUUGAUUGCGAGGUAGCGAGGGCGAGUCUGCUUCGCGGUGCGUAUAGGGUUUACUUAGAUGGGGAGGGGGACGAGGGCGAUGAGAAGGUGAGGGAGCAGCGGGCUUGGUUGAGGGCGUUUUGACCGUUCGGUUUCGCAACUCCCAAAAACGGCCUUUUUUUUGUAUAGACAUUAAUACGAUAGAUAUACUCUAGAAUAAGAGACUCGUCAAGGAUUUAAUAAAAAUGACCUAAUAGAAAAAAAAAAAAAAUGCUUUGCAAUGCCCAGAC